AUGUUUCCUGAAAAGGAGACUCCACGCCCCCGCUGGGCGGCGUGUUCCAAGUCCGUGUCUCAGUGGCGGGAUGAAGGCCGUGUUGCUGUCUGGCUCCGUGUCCCCAUCCUCCAGAGCAGCCUUGUGGCAGUGGCUGCUUCCCAAGGCUUUGCUUUCCACCACGCCGAGCAGGGCUCCUCCACGCUGACGCUGUGGCUGGGAGAGGGGCCCAGCAGGCUGCCAGGGUUCGCCACACACCAGCUGGGGGUUGCAGGUGCUGUUCUAGAUGAAAGCACUGGAAAAGUGUUGGUUGUACAAGACAGAAAUAAGACUAUAAACGCAUGGAAAUUUCCAGGAGGUUUGUCUAAUCCAGGAGAAGACAUUGGAGACACAGCAGUUCGAGAGGUUUUUGAAGAGACUGGCAUCAAGUCAGAGUUCAAGUCCAUCCUAAGCAUCAGGCAGCAACACGAGCACCCCGGAGCCUUCGGGAAGUCGGACAUGUACAUCAUCUGCCGCAUGGAGCCCUCCUCCUUCCACAUCAGCUUCUGCCAGCACGAGUGCCUCCGGUGCGAGUGGAUGGACCUGGAGGAGCUGGCCAGGACGGAAAACGCCACGCCCAUCACCAGCAACGUGGCCAAGCUCUUACUGUUCGGGUACCGGGAAGGGUUUGAUAGGAUCGACAUAACCAUGAGGGAGUUCCCAGCUGUCUACACAGGCCUGUUCUACAAACUCUACCACAGGGAGCUGCCCGAGUCCUACAGAAACAUGACGUGAUAGCAAUAUAUUUCACAUUUCCUUAUAGUAAUAAUUUAGAAUUAUUAUUGCAGUGUUGCGUAUUACAGUUAUCCGUGGACUUC
Molecule: messenger RNA, 836 nt
Organism: Ficedula albicollis (Collared flycatcher)
Lineage: Eukaryota; Metazoa; Chordata; Aves; Passeriformes; Muscicapidae
Gene: NUDT6
Product: nudix hydrolase 6
Exons: 5
Coding region: 1-753 (250 amino acids)
Molecular function (GO): NAD binding; NADH pyrophosphatase activity; ADP-ribose diphosphatase activity
Source: RefSeq, a predicted model, not a curated record